Schizophyllum commune H4-8 is the source of this 635-nucleotide messenger RNA. RefSeq lists its product as uncharacterized. The transcript has a single exon. NCBI's taxonomy places the organism in Eukaryota, Fungi, Basidiomycota, Agaricomycetes, Agaricales, Schizophyllaceae. Bases 176 to 532 code for a protein of 118 amino acids. The record is from RefSeq and is a predicted model, not a curated record.
CCAUGACCCUCCGGCCUCCCUGUGCUAUCCCUUGACGAGUUUCGUGCCUCAAGAUGCUUUACACCUGCCCACAAGAACGAUCUUGACAUCCUUUUUGUCUCCUUUCUCCCUCAACCGUGCCUCCGUCUCCGUCUACGCAGCCCGCGUCGCCCUGGUACCUCAACAUCGCACGCCAAUGGCGCCUCUAUCGCACACCCGCGGCAACUUUAUUACAAACCCUCGUGGAGGCUCUCUGCUUCUCCGAGGACGCAGGGGAAGGCGCUGCCGCAUCCGGCGACAAAGUCCAACUCUCCCAGGCUCUUAUUGUCUUCCGCCCGCCGUCCUUAUUGUCAUAACACGGCCUUCAUUCUACGUACUGGCGCCCGGUAUCGAAUGUAUCGACUGUAUCGGACACCGUGCCCGGACUAUAGUGUGCCGUACACCCGCUCAUGCGACGUAUCGACCGGAUCGUGCAGCCGUACUGACUUGGUUCGGCGUCCUGCUUAUUGUCUUCGUCCCCCUCCGCACGCGCUAUGCCCUGCCCUCCGUCUAAACUUGCAGCGUGCUUCCCAUACCAGGGCGGUGUUUACGCGCGUCCGGGCGAAUGGAUAUGCGUCGUGCGUAUAUAAGUAGUCGGGGCGCGCUCGGAAUGACCC